UUUGUUGUUCGGCAACAUGGCGUCGCUCAGUCUGUGAGUGGGGAUCUGUCGUAUGGGGAAGUAUUGUCAACUUGACCACUUGCGGUUACUCCUCGCUGUGAUUUGUGCCCGAUUUCGGUGUAAGGGGAGCCGCGCUCGGCUGGAAAAUGUCCGGUGAAGGGGGGAAGAAGCAGUUCUGGAAGCGGAAUGUUUCCAAGGUCCCAGGCAGUAUACAACAUGUAUAUGGAGCUCAACAUCCACCAUAUGAUCCUCUGUUACAUGCAAACUUGCUCAAAGCAAAUUCAAAGCCACAAUCUCUAUCACUAAGGACAAAGAAGAUUACGACUUUCCAAGAGUUUGAGAGUAUUACAAGUGAUGCUUGGGAUGUUGGUGAUGAUGAUGAUGAACUCUUAGCAAUGGCUGCUCAGAAUCUGAACACAGAUGUUGUAAUGGAAACGGCGAAUAAAGUACUUCAGAUUCAUAGUAAACUGCAAGAACAGAAGCAGCAGGACAACCAACUAGAGACAUUGCCUGCUCGAUUAGACCAUUUGGAACAAGCAGACAAUAAAACUGACAGAGUAAAGCCUACCAGUGCAGUUGAACUUAAUAUAUCAGCUUUCGAUAAUUUUGAGAAGACUCCUCUUCAGAGGCAGCAGUCUGUUCCUCCUCGAUCAACAAUUCCUUUGGUAGCAAGAAUAACAGACCAUAAUAUCUCUGCUCCUUUGAUGACAGAAAGAGAAAUGUUUCGACUAGAGAAAUUCAGGCAGCUUUUGGCAGGUCCAAACACUGACUUAGAAGAGUUGAGGAAGUGCAGCUGGUCUGGAAUCCCAAGACAGGUCCGACCAAUUACGUGGAAACUUCUUUCAGGUUACUUACCUGCAAAUGCAGAAAGGAGAGAAAGCACAUUACAGCGGAAGCGAGCGGAGUACUUUGCUUUUAUCGAACAAUAUUACGACUCUAGAAAUGAUGAGCACCAUCAAGAUACUUAUAGACAGAUUGCCAUAGAUAUUCCUCGUAUGACUCCUGAGAGUUUAAUACUACAACCAAAAGUAAGAGAGAUCUUUGAACGCAUUCUUUUCAUAUGGGCGAUAAGGCAUCCUGCCAGUGGAUAUGUUCAAGGGAUAAAUGACCUUGUCACACCUUUCUUUGUAGUCUUCGUUUUUGAGCAUAUUGAAGGAGAGGUGGAAAAUUUUGAUGUUUCCAGUCUGCCUGAUGAAGUACUGCAAAACAUUGAAGCUGAUAGUUUCUGGUGCAUGAGCAAAUUACUUGAUGGCAUUCAGGACAACUACACUUUUGCACAACCAGGGAUUCAGAGGAAAGUCAAAGCAUUGCAGGAGCUCGUUAGUCGGAUCGAUGAACAAGUACAUAAACACUUGCAACGAUCAGAAGUUGAAUACCUGCAGUUUGCUUUUCGAUGGAUGAAUAACCUACUGAUGAGGGAACUUCCCUUACGAUGUACCAUUAGGUUAUGGGACACAUACCAGUCUGAACCAGAAGGAUUCUCACAUUUCCACUUGUAUGUUUGUGCUGCCUUCCUUGUCAAAUGGAGAAAACAAAUAUUGGAAGAAAAAGACUUUCAGGGACUGAUGAUUCUUCUGCAGAACUUACCCACAAUGCACUGGGGGAACGAGGAAAUCAGUGUUCUUCUCGCAGAGGCUUACAGACUCAAAUAUGCAUUUGCAGAUGCACCGAAUCACUACAAACGAUGAGACCAAAUAAGAGAAAAGAAAUUUAAAUAUGAAAGUUCUAAUUUUUCAUCAGUGUCUCAGUUCUUUGUUGUAACCUUAACCCCAUUCAUCUGGACUUGGCAUAUUGUAUUUAAUGCUGUAAUUGAGUUAUUUUGCUCAUUUAGAAACAAAAAAUACAAGUAUCAAUUUUAUGUAAAUUUUUCACCGCUUAUAUCAAACUGCAGGCAAGCUGCCAUCGCUAAUGGGUAAGCUAACGAUGAAGAAAUAAGUCAAGUUCCUUUGCUUAAGGAUGGGAUAUUUUGAAUAUAAUGGUAUCUGAGUCUUUCUGAAUAUUCUUCUGAGGAUUGGCUUUAUUUUUAUCUGCCCCUUCUUAUUUUUAGUCAAGGUGCUUGGGAGCACAAGAUUCUGCCUUAACUCAGGCCGUAGCAAAUAUAAUUGUGCCACACGAUAUAGGGAAUUGAUAAAGUCUUUUGGGCUGUCAAUUCAAGGAAAGAGCCCAUUUACAGAGGAUUGUCAUCGCACUCUUCAAAAUAGCUUACUUGAAUCCAGAAAAGACAGCUAACUUUAAGCAGUAGGAUUAUAAAAUCACUGUUGAUUUCCUAUGACCAUUUACCGAAGUUGAAAUAGUGCCUGACAUUAAUGAAAUGUACCCAUAAAUGAACUAUUUAUGACCUCUUUAUUAAAAUCUGCUAUUGCUAAAUAUCUGAAAUAUUUGUCUUCAUGUAAAAUGUUGCUUUAAGAUCAAUUAUGUAAUAUUUCUUGUAUAGUCUGGUUUAAGAUUGAAAAUUAAUUAGUUUUCUAAUGGAUUGUUUCUUUCCAGUUACAGUGAUGUCCAGUCAUUCAACUGUAAUAUACCAAAGACACUAUCAUAGCACUUAUUAUCUGUGGCUAUCUCACAUACAGGAAUUGUAGAACACAGUCUUUGUAAUGCCAUGGUCUUCCUUUUUCCUUCCCCCAGGGACAACGUCAGAAAGGCCUUAAGGUCUACUUUCUGCUAAGGUGAUUCAGAUACUUAACUAUUGCAGUGAAACAUUCACAGUGCAAUUUAGGAAUUGUGCAGUGCCGAGGCUGUUUGUGAUUAUGCUACUUACAUUAUUGUAAAUACAACUGUGAUCUGUAACUGAAAUAAACCACAAGAUAAAA
Molecule: messenger RNA, 2810 nt
Organism: Hemiscyllium ocellatum (epaulette shark)
Lineage: Eukaryota; Metazoa; Chordata; Chondrichthyes; Orectolobiformes; Hemiscylliidae
Gene: tbc1d22a
Product: TBC1 domain family, member 22a
Exons: 13
Coding region: 147-1688 (513 amino acids)
Biological process (GO): activation of GTPase activity
Molecular function (GO): GTPase activator activity
Source: RefSeq, a predicted model, not a curated record